This is a messenger RNA of Plectropomus leopardus (leopard coralgrouper), 1489 nucleotides long. RefSeq names its product peptidylprolyl isomerase (cyclophilin)-like 3 (gene ppil3). Gene Ontology annotation, cellular component: catalytic step 2 spliceosome. Lineage: Eukaryota; Metazoa; Chordata; Actinopteri; Perciformes; Serranidae. Gene Ontology annotation, molecular function: peptidyl-prolyl cis-trans isomerase activity. Gene Ontology annotation, biological process: protein folding; protein peptidyl-prolyl isomerization. The record is from RefSeq and is a predicted model, not a curated record.
GGGCCACAGCACUCACACGGACAUGUUUCUGCGACGCACUUGUUCGAAGACGCAACGUUUGAAAUGGCUGUAACUCUUCACACAGAUCUGGGGGAAAUUAAAAUUGAGUUGUUCUGUGAGCGGACACCGAAAGCGUGUGAGAACUUUCUUGCUUUGUGCGCCAGCGGGUUCUACAACGGCUGCGUCUUCCACCGAAAUAUUAAAGGUUUCAUGGUUCAGACUGGAGAUCCUACAGGCACAGGCAAAGGAGGAACGAGUAUAUGGGGUCGCAAAUUUGAGGAUGAGUUCAGUGAACACCUGAAACAUAAUGUCAGAGGAGUGGUCUCAAUGGCAAACAACGGCCCUAACACCAAUGGCUCCCAGUUUUUCUUCACAUAUGCCAAACAGCCUCAUCUGGACAUGAAGUACACAGUGUUCGGAAAGAUUAUCGAUGGCCUGGAGACACUGGACGAACUGGAGAAACUGCCCGUCAAUGAAAAGACGUUCCGACCACUCACUGAAACCCGCAUCAAAGACGUGACCAUUCAUGCCAACCCUUUUGCUGGAUAGAUGGCUUCUCCUAAAAAUGUACAAAAAAGGCCUUUAACACAAAGUUGGACUGAGAUAUUUUCAGUAAGCCUAUUGAUGGUGUGUAAAACCUUGCCAAAUUCAAAGUGACAAUUUUUAUGAAAGAAAUAGAAGAGAGUAAAAUGCUGAUAUGUCUUAACAAAAUCAGGAUUUUAUACCAGCAUUUUCCAAAAAGUGUGACCCAGAAUUUAAAUGUAAUUUGGGUGAAAAAUAGCUCAUGGUUUAAAAAUUGACCGUCCACAGAGAAGUUCCAGAUUCUGCAUCGCUGGUUCGAGUUGGGGAAGAGUGGCUAUGCCUUCUUCAGUUCUUGUUAUUUUUCUGAUGUGGCAAAGCCUUCGUAAAGAAGAGCUGUACGUCAUUCUUCACAUAUUCAUUCGCAAUUCAGUGCGCAAAGAAAACAUGCCUGACUUCGAAUGGCAAGCCCUUUGAACAUUUUAUUAAUAGGACUCCACAUUAGAGAUUUAGUCUUCACUAGUGGAAAUUACAUUUCAGCAUGUCAAAAUGUAAUUAAUAAGAUAAACGUGAAACAGUUCUGACAUGUUAGAAAUAUGUUUUCACAUGUAGAGAUUAAAUUUCGACUGCUCAAAACUGAUUUCUUGAUGUCUUUAAUUAUAGAUAUCAGUGAUUCCAGUUUUACACGUAAGAAUAAUGAUUAUAGAUAUUUACUAAUGAAUUUCCUCAUGUUGACAGAGGAUUGUGACGUAGAAAUGUAAUUACCCAUUUUAGGUAUAAACAAUUGCAUUUUUAUUUUUUUCAACAUUUGAACAAACCUUUUUGGAUAUGUGGGCGACAUACUGAUUAAGUGUUAAAAAGGCUUGCCAUAGAUGUUGUACAGUGCUGCUAUAGCAAUUCAUAUCUGUUUCUCAGUAGGCCAUGUAAAUAAAUUACCAAUGUUUUGUACUAAAUAAAACUUUUAAAAUUC